Dermacentor andersoni is the source of this 16025-nucleotide messenger RNA. It is a transcript of the gene trol, whose product is annotated as terribly reduced optic lobes. Gene Ontology annotation, cellular component: plasma membrane; apical plasma membrane; signaling receptor complex. Gene Ontology annotation, molecular function: protein binding; hormone binding; calcium ion binding. Gene Ontology annotation, biological process: receptor-mediated endocytosis. NCBI's taxonomy places the organism in Eukaryota, Metazoa, Arthropoda, Arachnida, Ixodida, Ixodidae. The record is from RefSeq and is a predicted model, not a curated record.
AGCGCCUGUUCAAAUCUGUCGGCGGCAGUCGGCGUGUUGCGUGUGUCGACGCUGGUUGAGGCCGCAUUCGAUGUCCCACGAUGGCAUCGCAUCGCAGCCUUCAACUACUGCUAUGUCUCUUGCUCGUCGCCGCCGCCUGCCAGGCACUCGGGAAGCAGGUGGACCACGACAUCACCUUUGAUGAUGCGGGUGAGGGGAGCGAGGCGGCCGCCACAUCGCGGCGGCGCUCCGCGGUGCAGGACUCCGGCCUGUCGGGCUUCGCGAGUUCCAUUCUGCGGCGAGUGCGCAGGGCGUGGUUCUUCGGAGGCAGGGACGAGGAUGCGAGCACCGUGCCUCCCACCGAGGCGCCGGAAGUGACCUCAACGCAGUCCUCGCCGGCUCAGUACACGACGCGGCGCUACUCUCGAAACUCGGACGAUGAUGGUUUUGAGGCCUCGGGUGACGGCGUCGAGGACGACGAAGAUGUUGAAGACGUUUCGUCGACUGCACACAGCGGCGCCGGAUACCCGUCGUUCGAUGUCGACAGCAAGAUCAUCGGCAGCCCGCACGUUCCCGACGGCUCCGGCAGGCCCACCAAGACGACGCACGAUGAGCAACCACCCACCGGAUCCUCGGCGAUGUUCCGGAGCUCCUUGCGCAUCCUGAACCAGCCGUUCGACGCGAACUUGGUGCGCACGGACAGCGAGGCCUUCAAGCAGCUCAGCGCGGAAUGGCAGCUUUCGCUCGGCCGCGCCCUGGCGCGUUACCUGCUGCCCCCGCACAACGUGGCCUCCGUCGAUGUCCUCCGGUUCGCGCCGGCCCCCGAGACCGGUGCGCUGACCGUCACGUGCGACGUCAAGCUUCCUCGCGCCGAUCCCCGGGCCUUGCAGCGCGCCAUCCGCUCCGUCCUCGACAGCGGUCGCAUCGGCCGGUUUCAGGUCUCCGGUUCGGAGUCCACGUUCACUCAGCUUGGCGUGCCCACACCUCAUCCCGGUGGCAUUCAUUGUGGAGCUCACCAGUUUGCCUGCGAUAACAACCGGCGGUGCGUCGAAACGUCGCGUAGGUGUGAUGGCCAUCGCGACUGCAAUGACGGCUAUGAUGAAGAAAACUGUGUGGAACAGGGUCCUGAGGGUCCUUCACAUCAUGGAUUUGAGUGCAAGCCUGAUCAAUUCACUUGUGAUGGCCGUAGGUGUCUAGAAAAAUUCCAGAAAUGUGAUGGUCAUCGUGACUGUGUUGAUGAAACUGAUGAACAGGACUGCCCCCCUAGAGCAGUACCUCCUCACCACACUGAUGGAUUCCAGUGCAGUCCUGACCAGUUCGUUUGUGAUGGCCGUCGAUGUGUGCACUCUGCGGGCAAGUGUGAUGGUCGUCCUGAUUGUGCUGAUGGCACUGAUGAACAGGAUUGCCCAUCAAGAGAAGUUACAAUUCAUCAUGAAGGAGUUCAUUGUGGACCCAAUCAAUUUGUUUGUGAUGGCCGUCGUUGUGUUGAUGCAUCUAGCAAAUGCAAUGGUCACCCUGAUUGUGCUGAUGGCACCGAUGAACAUGAUUGCCCUUCAAAAGAAGUUACUACUCAUCAUGAAGGAUCUCAUUGUGGACCCAACCAGUUUGCUUGUGAUGGUCUUCGCUGUGUUGACUUGUCUGGAAAAUGUGAUGGUCGCCCUGAUUGUGCUGAUGGCACUGAUGAACGUGAUUGCCCAUCAAGAGAAGUUCCAACUCAUCAUGAAGGAGCUCAUUGUGGACCAAAUCAGUUUGUUUGUGACAGUCGUCGGUGCGUUGAUGCAUCUGGAAAAUGCGAUGGCCACCCUGAUUGUGCUGAUGGCACUGAUGAACGUGAUUGCCCAUCAAGAGAAGUCCCAACCCAUCAUGAAGGAGCUCAUUGUGGACCGCAUCAGUUCGUUUGUGACAGUCGUCGGUGCGUUGAUGCAUCUGGAAAAUGUGAUGGUCACCCUGAUUGUGCUGACGGCACUGAUGAACAUGAUUGUCCAUCAAAAGAAGUUCCAACUCAACAUGAAGGAUCUCAUUGUGGACCCAAUCAGUUUGUUUGUGACGGUCGUCGUUGUGUUGAUGCAUCUGGAAAAUGCGAUGGUCAUCCUGAUUGUGCUGAUGGCACUGAUGAGCACGACUGUCCAUCAAGCGAAGUUUCUCCUCCUCAUGGUGAAGGUGUUCAGUGUGAACACAAUCAGUUCAUUUGUGAUGGUCGACGGUGUGUUGAUGUAUCAAAGAGGUGCGACGGCCACCCUGAUUGUGCUGAUGGAGCUGAUGAAAAUGACUGCCCAUUGACUGAAGUGCAUCCACUUCAUGAAGAUGGAUUUCAAUGUGGACCACAUCAGUUUGUUUGUGAUCACCGCCGCUGUGUUGAUCUGUCUCGAAAGUGUGACAGUCGCCCAGACUGCCUUGAUGGAACCGAUGAACAUGAUUGCCCAUCGAUUGAAGCUUUCCCUCACCAUUCUGAAGAGAUUCUUUGUGGACUCAAUCAGUUCAUUUGCGAUGGUCGCCGAUGUGUUGACACAUCAAGAAGAUGUGAUGGUCACCUUGACUGUGCUGAUGGAACUGAUGAACUUGGCUGCCCACGUAAAGUUCCUACCCACGCCCCUGGAUUUCAGUGCCGACCCGAUCAGUUUGUUUGUGAUGGUCGUAGAUGUGUGGACUCAUCUGGAAGAUGUGAUGGCAAGCCUAAUUGCGCUGAUGGAACUGAUGAACAUGACUGCCCACCAAGAGAAGUUCAUUCUCUUUGUGGUCCCAAUCACUUCGUUUGCGACGGCAGGCGCUGUGUUCCUUUGUCUGGAAAGUGUAAUGGCCAUCGCGAUUGUGCUGAUGGCAGUGAUGAACAAGGCUGUGCAAAAGAGGAAAGCGAUGGAGGCAAGGAAGGAUUCCAGUGUGGCCACCACCAGUUUGUCUGUGAUGGUCGCAGAUGUGUUGAUCAUUCUGGAAAGUGUGAUGGCCGUCCUGACUGUGCUGAUGGAUCUGAUGAAAGGAACUGCCCAGGUGUGCCAGGUGGAGACAAAGUCAUGAAUGCCUCUAGGAGCCUGUGCAAUUCAACAGAGUUUCGUUGUCGUGAUGGCACUUGCAUUCCUCUGUCACACGUUUGUGAUGAAGAGGUAGAUUGUAAAGACGGCUCCGAUGAGCUUUGUGAUAUUACUCGUGACUGUGAACCCAAUCAACUCAAGUGUGACGGAGGAAGAAAGUGUGUUGACUCCUCAAGAAAAUGUGAUGGUCACUAUGAUUGUGCUGAUCGCACUGAUGAAGAAGGUUGCACACCUCAUCCUGGAGGGCAACCGUUGCCAGCUGUGGAUGACUGUGCUGUGGACAAGUUUCGCUGCAGUAAUGGCAAGUGCAUUGCUCGGGCAUUGGUUUGCAAUGCAAGGCGAGAUUGCACAGACAGCUCUGAUGAGAGGAACUGCCCAUGCCGGCAGGGGCAAUUUAGGUGUCACAAUGGCAUUUGCAUCAAGAUGGAAAGGCGCUGCGAUGGCUACCAUGACUGCCAGGAUAGGAGCGAUGAACUUGAUUGUCCUGGUGUCUGCAGGCCUAGUGAAUUCCGGUGCCAUAAUGGCACAUGCGUCCCAGAACGUGCUCGUUGUGAUGGGCGAAGAGACUGUCCAGAUGGAUCAGAUGAAAGCCAGUGUGCUCCAAGUUGCAGGGCAGAUCAAAUACGAUGCCAUGGUGGCGGCUGUCUAAGCAUCUCCCGAAGAUGUGAUGGAGUUUCAGAUUGCCCCAAAGGAGAAGAUGAGCUGUCAUGUGGCAAUGGGCAUGCGUGUCGGCCUCAUGAGCACAAGUGCUUGUCUGGACACUGCAUUGAUUCUCGCCAUAAGUGCAACGGAGUGAAGGACUGCCCUGAUGGUGAUGAUGAACAUAAUUGCAUCAAUGACUCUAAACCAUGUAGGGAAAAUGAAUUUCAAUGCCAAGAUGGGACAUGUUUGCCAGAUUAUUUACGUUGCAAUGGCCAUUCGGACUGUAGGGAUUCGUCAGAUGAAGCAGACUGUCAGUGCAAAGACGGUGAAUUUCAAUGUGGCAGCGGGAAGUGCAUUGAUAUACGGAAGAAGUGCGACAGGCGUGUCGACUGUGAGGAUUUUUCAGAUGAAGCCAACUGCGAGUGCCAAGACGGUGAAUUUAGCUGUGGUGAUGGUAAAUGCAUUGAAGGCCGAAGACGAUGUGAUGGCACUGCUGACUGCAGAGACUACUCAGAUGAAACCAGUUGUGCCUGCAAGGACAACGAGUUUCGCUGUGGAGACGGAAGCUGCAUUGAUGUCCGCAGGAAAUGUGAUGGAACUGCUGACUGCCGAGACUACUCCGAUGAAAGGAACUGCAGCUGCAAGGCCAAUGAAUUCAGGUGUGGUGAUGGAGCCUGCAUUGACAAGUCCAGACAGUGUGACCGCACCCCUGAUUGUAGGGACCACUCGGAUGAGUACAACUGUCCCAUUCCAGGUUGCUCUGCCUUGCAGUUCAGGUGUGGUGAUGGGCGAUGCAUUGACAUUAGCAGAAAGUGCGAUGGGAGAGUAGACUGCCCUGACUUCUCUGACGAAGCUAACUGUGUGUCUGAUGCUUGUCGGUCUGAUGAGUUCAAGUGCAAAUCUGGCGAAUGCAUAAGGCUCUCUGGAAAGUGCAACCAUCGAAGGGAUUGUGCUGACGGAAGUGAUGAAGAAAAUUGCUGCACAGCUGAUGAAUUCCAGUGCAGGACUGGAGAAUGCAUUGCGAAAAGCCACAGGUGUGAUGGCCAGUACAAGUGCAGGGAUGGGUCGGAUGAACUAGAGUGUAGGACAUGCCAGCCUGGACAGUAUGUAUGCGCUAAUGCUCACUGCAUUGAACGAUCUCAGCGCUGUGAUGGUCGUUUUGACUGCUCUGACUUUUCUGAUGAAGCAGACUGUGCUCCUGAUGCUGGCGUGAACAUCAAGGUCUACCCAGAACGGCAGACAAUUAGACAAGGCCAAGAGGUUGUAUUCCGCUGCCGAGAUGAGGGCACCAGGCGGUCCCAGGUGAAGUGGACCCGGUCAGAUGACAGCCCCUUGCCUCCACAAUCAACUGAUGCCCGUGGCAGGCUGACCAUGCCCAACGUGCAGCCUGACCAUGGGGGCGUCUACCUCUGCAAGGCUGUGGGUGUUCCAGCUUCCACGUCGGGGGCUCAGAAGGCUGCUUUCCUCACCGUGCAGCCAUACACUCCACCAACACUGAAACCGGAUCGACCGCUAGGAGCUUGCAAACAUGAUGAAGCUACCUGUCAAAAUGGAAAGUGCGUCCCGCGGAAGUACGUCUGUGAUGGGGACUAUGACUGUGAUGAUGGCUCUGAUGAAAACAACUGUGCUCAACCCUCCCUCUGUGAGCCCAACGAAAUGCAAUGUGACAACAAGAAAUGCAUCCUGAAGGUUUAUCUGUGUGAUGGGGAUGAUGAUUGUGGUGAUGGCACAGAUGAGAGAAGCUGUCGUGGCAACAUUCCAGGAUCUCCAUGCCGAAUGGGAGAGUAUCAAUGUCUGUCUGGAGACCAGUGCAUCCCGAAGAGUUUCCACUGUGAUGGAGAGUUUGACUGCCAGGACAAAUCUGAUGAAAUUGGAUGCUCACCGCCAACCAUCACACAAUCACCCCCAGAAGUUGUUAAUGCCAUGGAAGGGGAGACAGUCAACAUCACGUGCCGGGCAAUAGGCAACCCAGUGCCACUUAUUAACUGGCGCCUAAACUGGGGUCACAUUCCCCCAAGGCCACGAGUAACAACAACAAGUGACGGUGGCUUUGGCACAGUCACCAUCCGUGAUGUACGCCAGUCAGACCAGGGAGCAUGGUCAUGUGAAGCCAUCAAUAGCAAGCAGAGUGUCCUGGCCACUCCGGAUGCAAUUCUUGUGGUUAAAAGCAAAGGUGUCUGCCAUCCACCACUGUUCAAUGACAAGGCCCAGUCAAGCUCAGAGUGUCUGCGUUGCUUCUGCUUUGGUGUUUCUCAGACUUGCCAUAGCAGCAGCUUGAACAAGAUAACUAUUCCUCUAGCCAAUGAGGUGUCCGUUGCCACUAUGAGCAUUCUUCCCGAUGGAAGCUACAUGGAUGUCACAGAAAAGUUUAGGCCUAACCAGAAUGCAGUGCAUUCUAACCCUGCAAAUCGAGAGUUUAAGAUAGACAGCCAAGUAAAAACGUCGGAGGCACCUGUUCACUAUUACUGGAGCCUGCCUGCAGAAUUUCUCGGAAAUCAGAUCAACAGCUAUGGAGGUCAGCUGAAGUACACCUUUAGGUACCAAGCAUCGUCAAGACCUGUACAAGCUGCAGACAUUAUCAUCAGAGGAAAUGGGAUCACAUUGUAUCACACCCUGAGGCAGUCAUAUGGUCCCCUGAGAGACAAUACUAUUGAAGUACAAUUUCUGGAGGGCGAAUGGCACAAGGAUGCCCGACACAGUGCCAUCGGUAGCCCUGACACAGCCACCAGGGAAGACAUCAUGCUUGUGCUACAAAAUGUGGAAGGCAUUUUUAUUCGAGCCAGCUUUGACAGUGAACUGGCAGAGUCAAGUGUUCAUGGCCUCGAGAUGGACUCAGCUUCUUAUUCAAGUCCCAAGAACCCUCCUGCUUCUUUUGUGGAGCAGUGCUCUUGUCCAACAGGUUACACAGGAAAUUCUUGUGAGAACUGUGGUCCUGGCUACAUCCGACGGCGAUCCGGACCCUACCUUGGCGAGUGCGUUCAAGGCGUGCUCCCUUGCAAUUGCAACGCCCACUCGAAUUCCUGUGACCAACAGACUGGCCGCUGUCUGAAUUGUCAGCACAAUACGGAUGGUCCAAGCUGUGAAACCUGCAAACGAGGUUUUUAUGGUGAUGCAAGGCGAGGUACGCCAAGUGAUUGCCAGCCUUGUCCAUGCCCGAUGGUUGAUGUACCUGGACAGUUUUCACCAACCUGUGUGUUGGAGGCUGAUGGCCAAGUGACCUGCAACUCGUGUCCAAUUGGUUUUGAAGGCAGGCGUUGUGAACGCUGUGCUCCAGGAUAUGAGCGAUACCCACCUGGCUCUGUUGAUGGAUCUUGUCACUUAAAAGAAUGUGAACCUGGCCAGUUCCAGUGCGGUGAUGGGUCAUGCAUAGAUUUCAGGAGAAGGUGUGAUGGUCAUUAUGACUGUAAUGAUUACACUGAUGAACAGAACUGUGCAUGUGGUUAUAACCAAUUCAGAUGUCCUGAUGGAACUUGCCUCAGUGUUCGCAAAAGGUGUGACGGCAAGGCAGACUGCAUAGACAUGUCUGAUGAGAGCAAUUGUGGUGCACCACAGUGCGAUGCAGCUGGCAGCUUGAGUCCACAGCGAAGCCCAUCAACUGGCCUGUGUCAGUGCAAGCCCCUUGUUACAGGAGCCUCAUGUGACCAAUGCAAGGCAAACUCCUUCCACCUUCACCCAAGUUCUCCUCUUGGAUGUGUGGAAUGUUUCUGCAUGGGCAUCACGAAGUCCUGUUCCAGUAGCUUCUACCACAGAGAGCAGGAGGUGUUGAGGUUCUCGACUAGCACUGAGGGUGUCCAUCUGACAACUUUAGACAGAGCUGCCACAAUUGACCGGGGACUGAAACUGGAUCCCAGGAGCAAGGAGCUGGUUUAUCAGGACUUCACAUCACACCCUCGUCAGUCCUACUACUGGCAACUUCCCCAGAGAUUCUUGGGUGACAAGGUUACAUCUUAUGGAGGAUUUUUAAACUACACAAUAAGGAGUGGUGGUACUGACAGACAAAGCAGAAGUCCCGAUGUCCAGAUCACGGGAAACAAGAUAAUACUCAUCUACAGGCACCCUGAAAGGCUAAAACUCAAAUUUCCACAAACAGUGUCCAUUCCAAUGUAUGAGACCUCAUGGAUCAGAGCUGAUGGCUUACCUGCAACCAGAGAGCAUUUCCUAAUGGUGCUUGCUGACUUGAGCUCCAUACUUGUAAAAGCAACACUCAGUGAAGAGACAGACACUGCCAGCCUUGUGGAGGCAUCGCUUGACAUAGCCGUGGAGUAUCCCACUGGCCAGGCUCUGGCUCAUGCUGUGGAGCACUGUCGCUGCCCCAUUGGCUACAAGGGACUUUCGUGUGAGGAUUGCGAUGCUGGCUACACACGCUCGGGUGCCGGCCUCUACUUGGGAUUAUGUGUGCCCUGCUUCUGCAAUGGUCAUUCCAGUGACUGUGACCCAGAGACUGGAGCCUGUAGUAACUGCCAACACAACACGCAGGGUGAAUAUUGUGAAGAAUGCCUACCUGGUUUUAUUGGUGACGCUACUGGAGGCACCCCAAGUGAUUGUGAGGCUGUCCUGGUGCCGUCUUGUAGAUGUGACAACAGAGGUAGUACAAGGCAAGAGUGUGAUGCCAGGGACAACUGCCCUUGCAAGAGCAAUGUACAAGGAAAGAACUGCAAUCGGUGCAAAGAAGGAUAUUUUAACUUGGAAGCAUCUAACCAGGAAGGCUGCUCUCGUUGCUUCUGUUUCGGGGUCACUGAACAGUGCAGCAGCAGCUCUUACUAUAGGAGCGAGGUCAAGAUGCUCUUGCAAGAUUUGAGGGACCCAUAUGCCCACAAUUUCCAGCUGUCUAACCGGUACCAUUCUAACAUUGUCACAGAGACUAUCAUUGUUAACCCAUCAAACAAUGAAGUCAGUUACUCAGCAUUCCCACGUGAUCCUGCUGAAAAGGAAACCCUGUUUUGGUCACUUCCAGCACAGUUCUUGGGCAACAAGCUUACAUCUUAUGGAGGAUUGCUUCGCUACACCCAACGAUUCACAGCAGAAAGUGAUGGAGAAACCUACAGUGAUGCUGACGUUCAAAUCACUGGAAACGGUGUCACCAUAUUCUACGUAAACAUUCCUCCACUCCCACCCUCUGAGACAAGAACGUUUGAAGUAACAUUAAGAGAGGAUAAGUGGCAGCGAGUGGACUCUCGUGGCCCCACAGUAGCCACCCGAGAGGACAUAAUGAAGGUGCUGGCCAAUGUGGAAGUCCUGCUGAUCCGGGCAUCCUUCAACUCGCGCAUGCACAGCUCCAGCCUGAGUGAUGUCUCCCUCUCAACAGCCGUUCCUCUGCGAUCCAGUGGCCAUGCUGUGGCCAUUGAGGUGGAACAGUGCAUCUGUCCUCCUGGAUACAAUGGUCUCUCCUGUGAGGAAUGUGCACCAGGCUACAUCAGGGACGUCAGUGGCCCUGGCCUUGGAAGGUGCACACGGUGCCGCUGCAAUGGCCAUUCAGAGUCUUGUGAUGCUGCAACUGGAAACUGCGUUAGGUGUAGGCACAACACUGUCGGAGAUUACUGCCAGAGGUGUGCUGAUGGAUUUUAUGGUGAUGCAACUAGGGGCACACCUGAGGACUGUAAGCCAUGCCCAUGCCCACACACAAUGCCAUCUAACCAGUUUUCUCCAACUUGCUUUUUGGACACUGACAACAAGCCAACUUGCAAUGCCUGCCCACCUGGCUACACGGGACGGAACUGUGAACAAUGCUCACCUGGCUACAGUGGCAACCCUCUUCAGCUGGGAGGUCGCUGUGAACCUUCGGGAGGUGGUGGUGGACAGUCUAUGAGAGUUCAGGUAGAACAACCUCGAAUUCAAAGAGUUCCAGUAGGGUCGACUGUGACAAUACGCUGCACGGGAUAUUCACAGUCAAAGGCACCUUUCUCUUUGGUGUGGACCAAAGAAUCUGGUAGCUUGCCUCUAAGAGCCACAGAAGCAAGUGGAAUAUUGACGGUGCCUGAUGUUCGUGUUGAAGACAAUGGAACAUAUGUGUGCACCGGUUCAGAUGUCUCAAGUGUUGCCCAAGACAAGGCCGUUCUUCUUGUUGAUGGGCUUGACCAGAAAUCAGCCCCACGAGCACGAAUUGAGCCACAUUUCCAAGAGGUUAACGUUGGUCAGCCAGUUGAGUUCCGUUGCCUAGCUGAUGGCUUCCCCGAGCCAACUGUUAAAUGGUCAGGAGGCCGCAAUGGUAUGGUCAACCCAGAGUCUACAUUUAUUGAUGGAGUCUUCCGGAUACCUGCUGCUCGGAAGUCUGAUGAAGCAGAGUACUUUUGUACUGCAAGCAAUGCCAUGGGAACAGAUAACAUUAGGACAGUGCUGUUUGUGAAAGGAGAUGACUCAGGUGCUGGAGAGGGCCCCCACCUUACCAUCCACCCUACAAGUCUUGAGGCCAGAAAAGGAGAGACGGUACGCUUUGACUGCCGAGCUUCUGGACGGCCUACACCAAACAUCACAUGGUCAUAUUCUGGUGGCCCGAUGCCAGACAAUGCAAACCAGGUGGGAGGUGUGCUGACUUUGCUAAAUGUUGACGAACAGAACCAAGGAAACUACAUGUGCAUUGCCAGCAAUCGUUAUGGAACAGCACAAGGCCUGGCACCUUUGCAGCUAACAACAAGAAGGAACAUCCCUUCAGUACACAUUGAACCAGAGAGACAGACUGUGCGUCAAGGAGAGGAUGCAAAGUUGCGUUGCAUUGCAACAGGAACACCUACACCAGUAAUCAAGUUUGCAAAAGUUGGAAGCAACUUCACUCAUAGGCACAUUGUGCAAGAUGACACACUGACAAUCGAGCAAACAAUUGUCCAGGAUCGUGGCCACUACAUCUGCUUGGCAGAAAACAGAGAAGGCAUAGCUCGGGCCACUGCUGUGCUGGAAGUGGACCGGAGGGAGGUUCCACUUGUGGAGAUCUACCCCAAGAACAUACCACCACUUCACCAUGGAGACACUGCAUUUCUGCAGUGCAGACCUAUAGCUGGGAUACCAACACCAACGGUGGAAUGGACACGUGCUGACGGCAGUCCUUUCACCCCCAGCACUGAACUCACCGGCCCUGGGAUCAUUCGAUUUACUAGAUUCUCAAAGGAUGAAGAAGGAACAUAUGUUUGUUCUGCUGAGAAUGCAAUGGGCAAGGUGACUGCACAAACAACACUAAAGAUGCAAGGGACACCCUUUGUGCGCAUCCUUCAGCAGAACCCUUACGCUGUGAGGGUUGGCGACCAGAUCCGGUUGGACUGCAUUGCUGAGGGUGAUCCAAAGCCUGCAGUAACUUGGGAGCGCAUUGGCCAGCCCAUUACCACUUACUCCAAUGUUGAUGAGCUUCAGGGCGGCACCACCACUCUGUUCAUUCGCCGCGUGGCACCUUCGGACAGCGGCAUCUAUGUCUGCAAGGCUACAAACCACGGAGGGGCAUCUGAAGAGAGGAUUGAAGUUUCUGUUGAAGGAAACCGCCAUCCACAUUCCAUUCCAAGGCUGGUUGCAGAUGAUAGAGUUGUCACAGCUUCACUUGGAAAAAGAGCAGAACUUCGCUGCCACAUUGAAGGAACAUCUCGUCCUAUUCAAAUUGUUUGGUCCAAAGUCCUGCCGGAUGGCAAUUUGGCAGAACUCCCUUCAGACAAUGGUAUUGUGCACUUUGAAAGAGUGCAGGCAAGCGAUGCAGGUGUCUAUGCCUGCCAAGGCAAAGAAGAUGGUUCUGCCAUACUGGACACUCGUGUUACGCUCGCUCUCGUUGCUCCGCCUCGGAUCCAGCUGAACCCAACCCAGCAGACAGUACGUCCAGGACACCACGUGCGCAUCCAGUGCUCAGCCAUUGGGGAGCCACCCAUCACAUACCAUUGGUCACGACAGGGUGGGCAGCUGCCUCCAAGCACUAUCCAGAGAGAUGGCAUCCUCGAGUUCCGUGGAAUCUCAGUCACAGACGCUGGUCGCUAUAUCUGUACAGCAGCCAAUGCAGCAGGAGAAGCUGAAGGGGUUGCUGAUGUUAGGGUCACAGAGGGUGUUGAAAUCGGAUCACUGCGAAAAGAAGAGACAGCAUUUGUGGGCUCGAACAUUGAACUGCGCUGUCCACUGACAGGCUCCCCUGAAAGGAUUGAGUGGACAAAGGACACCCAUGCCUUGCCACCAAAUGCUAGAGAAGUGAACGGAGAACUCUGGAUUAAAGAUGUGCAACAAAGCAAUGAAGGAAGAUACAUCUGCAAUGCUAUGACAGGGGACAGGUUGAUAUCCAGAGACUUUGUCAUCCUUCAUGUCAGAGAUGUUCCCAGCGUCUCAGUGAGGAUUCGGGCAAACAAGGAGGUUGUUCACAUGGGUGAUAGCCUGGACCUUCACUGUGUUGUGACAGGAGAUGGUGCCGCUUCUGUUAAGUGGACGAAGCUCGCAGCUGAUGAUCGUUUUGCUGAAAAUGUGCGAGUGCAUGGUGCUUUCCUCUCGGUGAAUGGCGUUCGCCCUGAAAAUGGUGGUGUCUACCGCUGCUCUAUUGACAGCCCUGCGGGUACACUCAAUGAUGACUACGUCCUUGCCAUUGAAGAAACUCCAACUGUGCCACCCAAUGAAGUGGAGACCCGUACUAUUCCUUAUGGAUCCACUGUUGUUUUGGACUGCCGGCACAACUUGGAGCCUCCUGUUGCCUACAGCUGGACACGUGACAAUGGCGAUGUUCCCCACAAAGCUUUGCCUCGUGACAGCACCUUGGUGGUGCCAGAUGUUCGUGCCAGCGAUGCAGGCACCUACAUCUGCACAGCUAAGAAUGAACGCACCACACUGGAAGUUCCAACCAUUCUUGUUGUUACUGGUCUGCUUCCACGGUUCACCCAGGCUCCCCUUUCUUACAUGAAGUUGCCAACCAUUGUGAAUGCCUACAUGGGCUUUGAAGUCCAGAUAACAUUCAAACCUGAAAAGGAUCACGGACUACUUCUGUAUAAUGGCCAACAAGAGGAUGGCAGUGGAGACUUCAUAUCUGUAGGUCUGACCAAUGGCUAUGUGGAGUUCCGCUUUGAGCUAGGCUCAGGAGUUGGAUAUCUGAGAAGCCACCAGCCAGUGCAGAUGGACACCUGGCACACUGUUCAGAUUAGCAGAGAGAAGAAAGACGCCAAACUUAAUGUUGACGAUCAGUCAGAAGUUACCGGAACAUCUCAGGGACGAAUGAUGGGGCUAGACUUGACUCAGCCUCUGUUCGUGGGGAGCGUGCCGAGCUUCGACAAAAUCUCACGUGAUAAUGGCUACAAUAUCGGCUUUGUAGGCUGUGUGAGUGAAAUCAAGUUUGGCAGCCGCACCUUGGACUUGGUGAAGGACUCUGAGCAAGUGGGCACUACACCAUGUGAGACAUGCUCCCUGAACCCAUGCCUACAUGACGGUGUCUGCCAAGAGGCACCCACAGAGGCUGGCUAUCGCUGCAUCUGCCCACCAGGAUUUUCGGGGCGGGACUGUGAGAAGGUUGGCGAGGCCUGCUACCCUGGAAUCUGUGGCGAAGGUCGAUGCGUCAAUCGACCAACGGGAGGGUUGGACUGCUACUGCCCCUUUGGACGAACAGGCCUUCGUUGUGAAAAAGAGGUCUCCAUAGUGGAGCCUGCAUUUGCUGAUGAUGCCUUCGUGGCAUAUCCAACACCCAAGAGCUCCCAAAGCAGUCUGAAGGUGAAGAUGAAGAUCAAGCCGAAUAACCUGGAUGACUGCCUACUGGUCUACUGUGCUCAGUACUCUGACCAGAAAGGAGACUUUACUUCCAUUGGAAUCCACAAUGGAAGUGUGGAAUUUCGUUUUGACACGGGUUCAGGGCCAGCGAUAAUCAGGCAUCCUGAAAGGCUUCGUGCGAAUGAGUGGAUCACCCUGUCUGCAUCGAGGCAUGCUCAGAAUGGGGAACUGGUGGUAAACGAUGGCCACAGGGAAGUGGGGCGUUCACCCGGCUCCACUCAGGGAGUGAAUCUCAAGACCCCCAUGUAUGUUGGUGGUGUGGACAAGACCAAAGUCAAGGUUCACCCGGAUGCUGGCGUGUCGCAUGGCUUUGAGGGCUGUGUUGCACAUAUUGAAGUGAAUGACGUCAGUGUAGACCUGGUUGGUGCAGUGGUUGACGCAGCUAAUGUGGAUGACUGUGGUGGCAGGGCCCCUUGUGAGAAGAAUCCUUGCCAGAACCAUGGCAUAUGCAGGGAACGAGGCCCCAAAGCAGAUGACUUUGAGUGCUUCUGCAAAGCAGGCUACAGUGGUAGGACUUGUGAGAACCAGGAUGACUUCUGUCUGAAAAUUAACCCGUGCCACAACAAUGCAGAGUGUGUUGGACUGGCCAACUCGUACAGGUGCAAUUGUCCAAAGGGCUAUAAGGGCCCCAACUGUGAAACAGAAACCACCUUCGAUGAGUGUGCAAGCUUCCAUGGAGAUGGCUGGGUUGCACUGAGCAGGGACAGACUGGCGCACACUGCAAGCAAUGUGUCCGAAGUAAUCAGGCUCAGCUUCUUGGCAAAGGACCGUAAUGGAAUCCUGCUGUUUCAAGGCCAGCCACGUGGUAUUGACGCAAAGGGCCAAGACUACCUUUCAUUGGCACUUGUCAAUGGCUACCUUGAAUUCAGCUAUGAAAUGGGAAGUGGUCCUGCUGAGAUUGUGUCGGGAGAAAGAGUUGAUGAUGGACAGUUGCAUGCAGUGGAGCUCAGAAGAACUGGAAAAUGGGGCACAUUGAAGAUUGAUAAUAAAGAAGUGCACGGUGAAUCUUUAGGUCUCCUUGUGAUGCUGAACACAAAGAGCGACAUCUUUAUCGGAGGUGCCCCUGAACCAAGAGAAAUGACUGCAGAACGUUAUCACAAGGGCUUCACUGGCUCCAUACUAAAUGUGCAGAUCCAGGACUCUGGUGUCCUUAACUUGUAUGAUGAUUCAAUCAACUCAGCAAAUGCUGACCAAUGUGAAGAGCAUGUGGGAAGUGGAGACUAUUUCAUGCACUUUGGGACAAGCAACAAGUGACCUUCUGCAAAGCAGCUGUUUUCCCAGGCUUUCCAUUAGCUGCAUUUCUUUUCUCAGUCAUGGCACUAGAGCAAAACUGCUUUAUUCAGUCAAGGGAAAAAAAGCCUGUCUUUCCCGACUUAGAAACUAGGCAUCAUUUAGUGGUGUUUUGUUUUUCUUUUUGUUUGCUUAAUAGUUGCACAUGUGUUUUUCUUCUUGCAAAGAAGCCAUUUUUGCAAAGGCAGUCUAUUUUCUUAUCAUGUCAUUCACUCUAGUCUCCUGUAUUUAGUUGUGCCACUUUAUUUUGAAGCAAGCAACAGUGUACACGUGAUCAUCCUUUUGUCUUUGAGUGGAUGAUAGCGUGCUUCAAGAUCCUGCCACAAAGAAGGUUGUUUCUUACUCUCCAUUCUGAGAAAAGCCUUGGAAUUUGUGCGUCGUCUAUGCAUUUCAGUGUUAUCUCACAAAACAAACAUAGAGUGCAUUUAGUUCGCUCAUCACAGAAUCACUGCACCUUCAUUUUGUGUCACAAAACCUUCAUUUUCUUUGCCUAUUGAACUGUGAGAUAGGAACACACAGCCAGUGUAUCAACGUUCUCGGUUAGUGGCCAUGCAACUCCCUGUCUUUGCAUAAACUGGCAUGUGUGCAUAAGGGAAUUUGCAGCCAUGUCUCAAACUGCUUUAAGCGGCAUGGUGUGACCACAAUUUGCUUCUGUGCAUAGCAGUUGUGCCAAAUUUUUUGUUUGUGUGAAGACACUCUGAAACCAGCAAAAAUUUUUUGCAGCCUCAUCGUUAACAUUUAUUUGCUUCAUUUGUCUACUUACAAAAAAGAAAGAAAAACAAUUGUAGCUUUGUGUACUACUUCGAUCCCAGAUCGGUGCAGGUUUGUCCCAGUUCAGGGCAAGUGCUAAGAUGGGUACUUAGAAGAGGAGAAUGUAUAAAAUGGCUUAUUUAUAAUGGCAUACUUUUCUACUUUUUUUAUGCGAGUCUGCAAUGUGUAGUAAGCAUGGCUAUAAUGCGAUCAAUCAAAGGCAGCAGUUCUCCUGUUUUGGUUCAUGAUACAUGACUUAAGUCUAAGCUAAUUUCACCACGAAAUUGUAUCAUUCAGCUGCAGUCAAGUUUUUCGUUGUCUAUAAAGGUCAGUCUUUUGAAUGGUUGUCGUUUGUCUGUUUUAGUUUUUUCAGCAUGGGAUUAAGUAUUCUUAUAUAACAUUAAGUUUAUUCAGGUAAUAUCUUACGAUGAGUGUGUACAUAUUUAGAGCAUUGACUGCAGCUUUGGUGGUGUCACUGCCAUUUACAACUUUCAAAUUUUGUUAGUUUUUUUUUUCUUUUUCAAUGUGCUAUGCUGCUUAUUUGUAGAUGUUGACAGCAGGUGCACUUACUUGGUUGCGCAUAGUUUCACUGCUGCUACGGCCUCCAAACUUGCAAUAAAGCUGAUGUUUGUUAAUGUU